Laccaria bicolor S238N-H82 is the source of this 3798-nucleotide messenger RNA. RefSeq lists its product as uncharacterized. The record is from RefSeq and is a predicted model, not a curated record. Gene Ontology annotation, cellular component: nucleus. The coding region runs from base 1 to 3798 and encodes 1265 amino acids. NCBI's taxonomy places the organism in Eukaryota, Fungi, Basidiomycota, Agaricomycetes, Agaricales, Hydnangiaceae. The transcript is spliced from 8 exons. Gene Ontology annotation, biological process: regulation of cell cycle.
AUGCUGCGCAUUUCGAGCCGUUGUAUUCUUGGGUUUUUGGACAUUCGCCAAUUGCGCCGUCAGAACAUCUCUUUCCCGUACGGCCUCCAUCAUUUUUGCUCUUCCCCACCCAUGAACCGUCGUCGCUCGACGCCUGGCACCAUGGGCCCUCCCUCCGACAGAGACGUCGUAAUGGGCCCUCCACCUGUUCCAACCCCUUUAUCUUCAGGGCUCCCUGCGCCGCUACCACAACAAAAAUCAAAAGAUGAUCAAAACCUCACCGAGAAGUAUAAAAAGCUCAAAAGAAGAUUUUUCGAGCUUGAGGAGAAACAUAAGGAAACGAACAAUGAGCUACAACGCUCCGGGGAGCGCAAUGUCAGAAUGCGAGAAGAACGAGACUACCUCCUUGAGCGAAUCAUGGAGCUGGAGUCGCCUCACCACGCCAACGGCUCCCCAAGUUCAUCGCAAAUUCCUGCGCCUCAGCCAAGCUCUAGUGCCCUUCCGCGUAACUUGCUGAAUGCACGAGCUCGGACCUCGUUUGUUGAAAACCUUCGCCAAGCUAUCGCUGAGGAUGAUGCAGAUGACGAUGUGUACCCAAUUCUUUCUACGCGACAUGUUGGGCCUGAAGCUCGUCGCAAAGAAGAGGAGGAAUGGAGGGAACGUCUUGAGGAGGAAGCCCGAGAAUAUAGGAAAGGUAUUCGUAGGAGUCACGCUUCUCGUCCAGAAGCUAACAAUCAUAAAGGAAAGGAAUCAAGCGGAAGCUCUACUUCACAAUCCGUGAUGAACUACACUCCUUUUGCUCAUCAAAGUGGUCCAUCGGUUUCCCCGCGUCAUAGCUCGUCUCCCGUAUCGUCCGGCACCAGCACAAGGCUUCGCGUGAACUCGCAAGUCUCGUCGCCUUCUCCUCAUUCGGACCGUGUGGUCUUGCCAGUGACCCACAAUGCCAUAGCUUCCUCUUCAUCGUCACGAGGUCAAGGUCAACAGUCGCCAUCGCAUUCUCAUCCUCAUUCAUACGCCAACCCUCCUCUACAACCACCUUCUCCAUUCCAGCAGUCCCAACAUCAGCCCCAGCCGCCACUCCAUCACAUACCACGUUCUCAGUCACCGGAGUAUCACCCUCGUUCUCCAGCUAAUUCACACCUGAGUGAUGGUCCUGCACUCCAGAAUACGCCGAAUUCUGCGCAGGAUCACGCCUAUGAAGCUGGUGAUCGUGAAGAACUUCCCCGCGAUAUCCAAAAUGAACCGAAUUCACUCGAGCUGGGAACGAACCCUGUGCCACCUAGGAGGGGAACAAGAUCUCGACGGAACAACAGAGACUCUUACCGUGAAGUUGUCGAAGAUCAAGGGUCGUCGCCUCGUCCCACCUCUCAGGCUGCUCGAAGGGUAAGUUCACGCAAUGCUAGUCGGGCUACUCGAAGCGAAAAGGCCGCCGCGGCCAAGGCUGAAAGCCAACGUGAGCCAACCUUACAAUCGCAUGACGAGCUCACCUCCCCGGCGCAUGUGGAAAUUUCGUCCAGUUCUGUGCGGGCAUUGCCGUCUUCCCCUCCCCCUGCCGUACAAGAAGACCAAUAUAUGGACUCCCAGAUGGAAGAUGAGGCUCAGCCGGAAAUCGUAUCAGGAGUUGAGGAGGUCCCUGAUGCAGCUGCAUCUGCAACUUCUGGUUCUGCUCCAUCUCUUGUUCACGAGUCUCCUCAGCGAUCCCCCUCACCGGCUGACCCUCCGCCUCCCUCCGCAUCCACAGCUUCUACCGACGCGCCGUCUCCGUCUCCAACUGUAGAUGCGACGACGGGCGCGGCUGCAACGGAACCAACGUCUCCCGCAGAAGUAGAAGCUUCUAUUUCACCCCCUUCGCUCGCCCCUGCUCCAGGAUCUACGUCCCUGCGGACUGCCGAAGAUAAUCCUCAGGCGAGUGCCGUGGAGGGUCUUGCGGAAGUUAACGAGCAGUUACACAAUGGCAUCGUCCAAGCGGCUUCGAAGGAGACUAUUGAACAGACUUCAAAGGAAGUUGUUCGAGAGACAAUGAACAAGUUUUCUGUGGAGGCACACCCUACGCUAACUUUGGACAUCGUGAAAGUUGCGGAGGCUGCUAUCGCUGCUCAGAAUGCUGCCAAACAAUCUGCGAACAACAGUGUAUCUCCCCCUCUCGACCCAAAUAUCGAUCCUAACCUCGACCCCAGCCUAUAUGCUGGAUCAUCGAGCUCUGCUACUGUGGGGACUUCUAUUAGCACCAAGGACCAAGGCAGUGUGGCUCAAUCUUCUAGCAGCACCAGCACCACCCCUUCUACCCCCAGCUCAAAUCUUAGUGCGAAUCCUUAUUUGAGUUUGAGCACGGCAAUGAUGUCGAAGAUGCAUGGGUCGCCCACUGGCGUUCCUCCCAUGAUGGGCAUGAACCCGUACUCCAUGUAUUACCCUAGCCCAACAACGCCUGGUACUCCCAAUACACCGACCUACGGCAAUCCUUAUGCGAAUCCAUAUUUCUUCCUCGCUUCUCCUUUGGGACCUGCUCCAGGAAUGUAUGGGCCUGGUUAUAUGCCUCCCCCCCUUCAACCUCCCCCACAGCAGGGACAGCCGCAACAACGUCCAACCACUGAUGUUCAGCGACAUGCUAAGCCCAAACGACUAAAGGCCCACACUGUCACGUCCAAAAGCUUCAGCAUUCCCAUGGUUCCUCGCGAUAAGAAGGGCCAGCCGAUGCUACCUUUGAAUGUUGGUAUUAUGACUGUUAUCAACCUUGGGAUUGUAUGUAUGCGAGAACACUUCCAUACAGAGCGAUACAUCUUUCCCGUUGGUUAUGAAGUGACGAGACGAUACCUGUCCACUGUCGAUCCCGGCAUCGAGGUAGUCUAUCACUGUACAAUCCUUGACGGUGGUGAUGGGCCCAAGUUUCAGAUCGUCCCUUCAGACGUCCCAGACAGGCCUGUCAUUGCUGGGACGGCAACGGGGGCGUGGUCCAACAUCGUCAAACAGGCAAAUGCCAUUCGCAACCGCCAACAUUCAAACUCGGUCUCAGGUCCUGACUUUUUUGGUCUUGGGCAAAACACGAUCAAGCACCUUAUACAGGAGCUACCUAACGCUAAUCGACUCAGAGAUUAUGUGUGGCAGACUUUCGUAGAAGGAGGGCCACUUGGAGGACGACAUGCAGCCGUCAUUCCUGCCCUCCCCGAAGAGUAUGAUGCGUCAUUGCCCAUCGGUGCCUACUACCCUUCCGAGCAGGAGAAAUUGAAGAGGGACGUAACCACCAAUCCCAACACUCCCAAGGGGCUGGCACACUACCCUCAGCAUAUUGUUGCUCAGGCUGAGGCUCAGCGCAAGCAGCAGCAAGCCGUCCAGCAAGCCAAACAACAAGCGAUAGACCCUGGUAUGCAAGAGGGAACUUCACAGCUCGGCAUGCUUCCAAUGUUGCCUUCUUCUGCAGAUAUCAACUUCCAAGAGUACCAGCCCUCUCCGUCCGCGACUGUUGCGUCUGGAUCCGGGUCGGGAAGGACGACGAGGAACUCUUCGGGAAGUUUGAGUGCACCAAUCGCAUCGACAAGGAAGACACGUCAGAGUUCGCGUGCGCCAAAUGCCCGUGCGCAGCAGCAGGUUGCACUACUUCAAGCAUCCCCACAAGCUGCUCAAGGCGGGCCUCUGCAAUACAUAUCACAAGAUGGCACAGCAGUGACGUCGCCGACUUCGCAGAUCCCAUCAACGUUCGCUAGCAUCAUGAACGCCUAUCCCGCCCCCGGCGUUAAUGAUCCAAACCUUCAUCAACUUUUGCCCAAACCGGACACCCUUCUCGAAUCGCUCCUUGCGAAACCCACUCUUGAAGGUAUGCUUUGA